Colletotrichum destructivum is the source of this 1957-nucleotide messenger RNA. Its product is annotated as Putative aldehyde dehydrogenase domain, aldehyde/histidinol dehydrogenase. The transcript has a single exon. NCBI's taxonomy places the organism in Eukaryota, Fungi, Ascomycota, Sordariomycetes, Glomerellales, Glomerellaceae. Bases 283 to 1800 code for a protein of 505 amino acids. The record is from RefSeq and is a predicted model, not a curated record. Gene Ontology annotation, molecular function: aldehyde dehydrogenase (NAD+) activity.
CCUCCGACCUCCGUGUGCCGCCCGUCCGGCUCCUCCGAUCGACACAUCCAUCCAUCAUCCCCGGCACUACCCGCGUCCAACAUCCAGUUGACUGGCUGACGACACACCUAGCCAGUUUGUCGAUUCUUCGUCUCGCAUCCCCCAAUAUACGUACGCCCCGUUCGUUGUUUGUGAAGCACUCGACCACUAUAGUGUUUCGCUUUCUCUCCCUCCCCUCCAUCUAUCUAUCCAUCCUUACCUUCCCUUACCCCUUCAGACACAGACCCCAACAUCAUCAUCGAAAUGGCACCACCACAACAGCACAAGCCCGAGGAGGACCGGCACACCUUCUACGCGGGGAAGCCGCAGCCGGACUCGGAUUCCCCAGGCACGUUCCAGUCCAUCGAUCCCGCCACGGCAAAGCCCGUCUGCACCAUCCACACCUCGUCGCCGGCCUCCAUCAACGCCGCCGUCGACGCCGCAAAGGCCGCCUUCCCCUCGUGGUCCGCCACGCCGCCCGUCGAGCGCGCCCGCAUCCUACUGCGCGCCGUCGCCAUCCUCCGUGAGCGCAACGACGCCCUCGCCCGCGUCGAGACCCUCGACACCGGCAAGGCCUUCUCCGAGACCCAGUACGUCGACGUCGUCACCGGCGCCGACGUGCUCGAGUACUUUGCGAACCUCGUCGCCUCGGGCGGCCUCAACGGCGAGUCCUUCCGCCUGCGCUCCUCCGCCUGGGUCUACACCACCAAGGAGGCCCUCGGCGUCUGCGCCGGCAUCGGCGCCUGGAACUACCCCAUCCAGAUCGCCCUGUGGAAGUCGGGCCCCUGCCUGGCCGCCGGCAACUGCAUGGUCUACAAGCCGAGCGAGUUCACCCCGCUGCACGCCCAGUACCUCGCCGACGUCUACAGGGAGGCCGGCGUGCCCGACGGCGUCUUCAACGUCGUCUACGGCGCCGGCGACGUCGGCGCCCAGCUGACGGCCCACCCGGACGUCGCCAAGGUCAGCUUCACCGGCCAGGUGAGCACGGGCAAGAAGGUCGCCGCCUCCGCCGCCGGCGGCAUGAAGUACGUCACCAUGGAGCUCGGCGGCAAGAGCCCCGUCAUCGUCCUGCCGGACUGCGACGUCGAGCAGGCCGUCGACGGCGCCAUGCUCGCCAACUUUUACAGCUCCGGCCAGGUCUGCACCAACGGCACCCGCGUCUUCGUGCCCCGCUCCCUCAAGCAGCAGUUCGAGAAGCUCGUCGUCGACAAGAUCCAGUACGUCCGCGCCGGCGACCUGUUCGACCCGGCCACCAACUUUGGCCCCCUCAACAACAAGGCCCACCUCGAAAAGGUGCAGGCCUACGUCCGCCGGGGCGUCAUGGAUGACAAGGCGACGCUGCUGGUCGGCGGCGCCAAGCAGCCCAAGGGCCUGCCAUCGGCCUACCAGUCGGGCUACUGGAUCCAGCCGACCGUCUUCACCGACUGCACCGACGACAUGGCCAUCGUGCGGGACGAGAUCUUCGGCCCCGUCAUGAGCAUCCUGGUGUACGACACGGUCGACGAGGCCGUCGCGCGCGCCAACGCCACGGACGUCGGGCUCGCCGCGGGCGUCUUCGGCCGCGACGUCGACGCCUGCCACAGCGUCGUCUCGCGCCUCGAGGCCGGCAUCACCUGGAUCAACACGUGGGGCGAGUCGCCGGCUGAGAUGGCCGUCGGCGGGUGGAAGUCGAGCGGCGUCGGCGUCGAGAACGGACGCAAGGGGCUCGAGGCCUGGGUGCACAACAAGAGCACCCUCGUCGAGAUGGGCGGGAGCGUGCCCACUGUCUUUUCUAAGCUGUAAGAGUUAAGGCUGAGAGGGUUUAAGUGGGGGUUGUAUGUACGGUUGUGGUUGUGAAUCAAGGUGUAUUAGGAGUGGCCCAAAAAAGUUGGUUUGUUUCCCCAGAAGAAGGGAAUUCGUCGUAGCGUUUAUAUGAUAUCACGGUUUUACUUUUCUCGCC